UUCGCCACAUUAAUCGCUAGAACUGCUAAAGACAUCGAUGUCCUCAUCGACUCACUUCCCAAUGAAGAAUCGACGCCUGAAUUGCAGAGUGCGGCUCUUCGACGUCUGGAACAGGAGAACAGCGAUUCGGCUCAACGUUUGACAGAGACUGUGAAACGGGGCGAAGAGUUGUUGGAACAGAUCCAGAAUGCGCUCCAAGACAUCGCUCAGUCGCAGCUGAAGAUGCAGUGCUUGCACUCGUCCACCGAUGACACCAACAGCGCAUCCAAUUCUCUCAAUAAUAAUUCUAAUAAUUAAUUUAU
This is a messenger RNA of Medioppia subpectinata, 302 nucleotides long. The record is from the annotation of a GenBank genome assembly. NCBI's taxonomy places the organism in Eukaryota, Metazoa, Arthropoda, Arachnida, Sarcoptiformes, Oppiidae.